AUGGCUCAGGGCUCUGACAGCAAUGACACAAGUUACAGGUCGCCAUCACCUGGAGGGAGGCAGAGCUCCUCGGAUGACGUGAAGAAGGUGAUGCGGCGAGAGAAGAACCGGAUCGCGGCUCAGAAGAGCAGAAUGCGUCAAACUCAGAAAGCCGACAGCCUCCACCUGGAGAGCGAGAACCUGGAGAAAGAGAACGCGGCGCUGAGGAAGGAGGUGAAGCAGCUGACGGAGGAGGCCAAGUAUCUGUCGUCGGUGCUGAGCAGCCACGAGCCCCUGUGCACGGGCCUGACCCCAGCCGCCCCUACCGACCUCUUGUACCCGUCUCACCACCACGGCGCCUACCACCACCAGCACAUUGCCAUGCCACACUACCAGCACUGACCUGAGACCUGCGCGGGGGUUUGUUUGGACAUGGAUUACAGCAGCAAGAUGGCGGCGCCCUUGAGAACUAUUUAGCAAGCGGCUGCUACAUUACGUGCACCCGCACAACCUAAUAGAAAACAUUCUGCCUUAAUAAAAGGCAACAGUUCUCCAUUUUGUUUCAUUUUGGUUGCUGUUUAUACAUGUGAAGAGUUACCAGUCUUUGUUUACAUUGCGAGAAACAACCAGUUCUGUGGCAGGGGAUUCAUUUUGUAAAUUCCUUAUGCUCUUUAGUGUUAUGCUCGCUUUUUCUUUGGACUUUUUCGUCAUGUUUUUUUGCUGUCUUGUUUUGUUUUGCUGUGUAACAAUUCAAAGCUCAGGAGAUUAUUUUUUAUUUUUGGACCGAUUUUGAUUGUUUGACAAAGCGAAUGUAAAGUUGAGCCAAAUUUUGUGGAAAGGAGAUAUUUAUUAAAUGU
Messenger RNA from Doryrhamphus excisus (bluestripe pipefish), 836 nucleotides. Lineage: Eukaryota; Metazoa; Chordata; Actinopteri; Syngnathiformes; Syngnathidae. The record is from RefSeq and is a predicted model, not a curated record.